This is a messenger RNA of Caenorhabditis auriculariae, 222 nucleotides long. The record is from the annotation of a GenBank genome assembly. NCBI's taxonomy places the organism in Eukaryota, Metazoa, Nematoda, Chromadorea, Rhabditida, Rhabditidae.
AUGGGCUGUGCAAUACAGGAAGCGCGAGAUUUGAGAGGCCUUCACUGGACAGCCCAGAGUGGCCGAAGCAGUCAAGACGCGAAGCAAAAAACGGCAGUAGGGUCUCGCCUCGGCGGAUGCUCACGGAGCCGCGGAGCUUCCGCAUGUCAACACGUCAUGGGAAGCGCCGCUCGCGUGAAGCUUGUCUUCUCCGCGGCGCCGCCCACAGUUCUUCCUCGGUAG